This is a messenger RNA of Athene cunicularia (burrowing owl), 262 nucleotides long. Its product is annotated as cytochrome c oxidase subunit 7C, mitochondrial. The coding region runs from base 16 to 141 and encodes 41 amino acids. The transcript has 3 exons. Gene Ontology annotation, biological process: mitochondrial electron transport, cytochrome c to oxygen. NCBI's taxonomy places the organism in Eukaryota, Metazoa, Chordata, Aves, Strigiformes, Strigidae. The record is from RefSeq and is a predicted model, not a curated record.
CGUCCUUCCUCCGGCAUGCUCAAGAACCUUCCAUUUUCUGUGGAGAAUAAAUGGCGAUUACUCGUCUUAAUGUGUGGAUUCUUUGGAAGUGGAUUUGCGGCCCCUUUCUUUAUAGUCAGACACCAGCUUCUUAAGAAAUGAAGAGAGACUGCAAUUGCUCUAACUGGAAUUGAAGGCGGCUGCACGGCAUCUUCCAGUGGAAAAAUGAUAGCUGCAACUGUGUGCCAUGCUGGAUGCAUCUAAAUAAAAUCUUAAGUCUGAA